Atta colombica is the source of this 820-nucleotide messenger RNA. RefSeq lists its product as uncharacterized. Gene Ontology annotation, cellular component: MIS12/MIND type complex. The record is from RefSeq and is a predicted model, not a curated record. Gene Ontology annotation, biological process: chromosome segregation; cell division. NCBI's taxonomy places the organism in Eukaryota, Metazoa, Arthropoda, Insecta, Hymenoptera, Formicidae. Bases 124 to 663 code for a protein of 179 amino acids. The transcript has 2 exons.
CAAGUCGGAGUUCGGAGUUCGUUUGAAAUUUGAAAGUUAUCAAAAGUUAUUCCGCCGAAUAUUAUUUAUAAGUAAACACGAUUAACGAGAAAUGACCCUUUUGUUACAACAAAUUACUCAAUAAUGACUACAGUUGAUGUAUCGAAUUUUAAUGAGGACUUUAAAUCUGAAAAAACUAUCUACAAACGCAGGUCAUCGGUUUUCCACGCGCGAUUUUCUACAGCCCGCGAUCACCAAGAUGACAAUGAAGUUAUAAUCAAUGGAAACGGACCAAACCAAAAAGAAUGCAAUGCAAAGGAUGCUGUUGAAGCUUUUAAACUGAGGGAAUAUAUAGAUAAACUCAGGCAGGAGCGAAAGGACUGGCAACAGGAGUAUAGAAAUCGCAAAACUCAACGGAAGAACUUGAUCAAACAGAAAACAAGCACAGAAGGACAAGGACAGAUUCUCGACAUAAAUGUAUUGACAGAAGCCGAAAGAGCUUUUGUCUUAACACGUCCCAAUUAUGAACACAUCUGCAAAAAUAGUCAGAAAUUAUUAGAUGUAGCAUUAAAAAUAUCUAAGCUUAGUCAACACGUACAUAAACUGAAUGAGAAAUUCAUGGAAAGAAUGAAGGAUAAUAUAUCAAAAGCCACUGCAAAUGUUAUUGAAAUCUCAGAACAAUGAAGCAGAUCAGCAAUAGUUUUAGGAAUCGUUUAUUUUUUCAAUUCUAACAAAUUUACAGACAAUAGGAGCAUCAUAAUAAAAAUAUAAAUAACAUUUAAAUUAAUUAAAUAUGACAACACUAGCACGAUUGAUUAUACAAUACUUAUUUGUGUGAUUG